Molecule: messenger RNA, 1561 nt
Organism: Alligator sinensis (Chinese alligator)
Lineage: Eukaryota; Metazoa; Chordata; Crocodylia; Alligatoridae
Gene: DGAT2
Product: diacylglycerol O-acyltransferase 2
Exons: 8
Coding region: 62-1138 (358 amino acids)
Biological process (GO): triglyceride biosynthetic process
Cellular component (GO): endoplasmic reticulum membrane
Molecular function (GO): diacylglycerol O-acyltransferase activity
Source: RefSeq, a predicted model, not a curated record
GCGGGAGGCGCAGCGCGUGGUGGGGGAGGGCACUCGCUGCUGACUGCGCUGCUUUAGAACCAUGAAGACGCUCAUUGCUGCCUACUCGGGCGUCUUGCGAGGCACUGGGUCAAACAUCCUCUCUGCCCUUCAGGAUGUAUUCUGGUUCUCAAAGUCCAAGUUUGAGAAACAGCUCCAGAUUAUUUCCGUGCUGCAGUGGGUUCUGUCUUUCCUUGUCCUGGGUGUUACUUGCUCUAUCAUACUUGUAUACAUCCUCUGCACAGACUGCUGGGCAAUUGCAGCACUGUAUGUGGCAUGGCUGGUGUUCGACUGGGAUACUCCAAUGAAGGGUGGAAGAAGAUCCCCGUGGGUCAGAAACUGGGCCAUGUGGCAGUACUUCAGAGAUUAUUUUCCAAUACGGCUGGUGAAGACCCACAACCUGCCGACCAAUCGGAAUUACAUAUUUGGCUACCACCCACAUGGCAUCAUGGGCUUUGGCGCGUUCUGCAACUUUGGCACGGAAGCCACCGGGGUCAGCCAGAAGUUUCCUGGCAUUAGACCGUAUCUUGCUACGUUGGCUGGGAACUUCCGGAUACCAAUUUUGAGGGACUACUUGAUGUCUGGUGGUAUUUGCCCUGUGAACCGUCACUCCAUAGAUUUCAUCCUAUCCAAGAAUGGCACUGGCAACGCCGUGAUCAUUGUGGUGGGGGGAGCAGCAGAGUCCCUGAACUGCACGCCUGGGAAGAACUUGGUGAUUCUGAAAAAUCGGAAAGGAUUUGUAAAGCUGGCUCUGCAGCAUGGGGCAGAUCUAGUUCCCGUGUACUCAUUUGGCGAGAACGAGGUGUACAAGCAGGUGAUCUUCGAGGAGGGCUGCUGGGGCAGAUGGGUCCAGAAGAAGUUUCAGAAGUACAUUGGCUUUGCUCCGUGCGUCUUUCAUGGUCGUGGCCUCUUCUCUUCCAACACCUGGGGUUUGAUCCCUUACCCUAACCCCAUCACCACAGUUGUUGGGGAGCCAAUCACCAUUCCGAAAACAGCUCAUCCCACCCAGAGGGAAAUCGACCUUUAUCACAGCAUGUACGUGAGCUCGCUGAGUAAGCUCUUUGACAAGUACAAGGCUAAGUUCGGCCUGCCAGAGACGGAGGUCUUGGAAGUCAACUGAAAGGGCAACAUUUGAUUGGCUUGGUGGGUGCUCCCCCCUGGAAUUGGCCCCACAGACAUUUUCUCCAGGACUCCAGAUGUCUGCUCGAUAAAUCUGAAAGUGCGCGUGGGUGCAGAUGGCAGUGUUGGUUUUAAAGGAAAGCAACUGUUAAUCUCCAGAUAUUAGACGGUUUUUAAAAUAAACCUUGCUUCAGAUGCAUCCCUUAAUACAUUACUCUUGCUAUCAAAAAAACCCUCUCUCCUGUUUCCCAUGUCCCCAGAAGUUGGGAUUGGGGUGGGAGGGGAAUGUGUUGGCUUCAUGUAUACUGUUCUCAUACUCUGACAGCCAGUGAUAGCAUGGGGAGUACUAUGAGUCUACAUCGCCCCAGCAGUGGCACAGAUUGUGCUGGGAUGGUAGGGCCCAUUUUGCAGCCAAAAAAAAAAA